Molecule: messenger RNA, 763 nt
Organism: Drosophila gunungcola (fruit fly)
Lineage: Eukaryota; Metazoa; Arthropoda; Insecta; Diptera; Drosophilidae
Exons: 1
Coding region: 94-468 (124 amino acids)
Source: RefSeq, a predicted model, not a curated record
CAGCGAUUAGAACGGGCGAGAGCUGGGCUCUGUGACCUUGGGCUGGAACUGGAACUGGAACUAAAACUGAUAAGGCGGCAACGGGUCUAGGGAAUGCGAAUGGAAAUGGUGCUGGGAAUGGAAGGUCUCAGUUGUUUGUUUGCCUGCAAGAUGUGCGCAAUGAAGCUUGCCCUGGCGGUCUGCCUGAUCCUCACCACCGUCCUGCUAAUCGGCCAAGGACACGCCAAUCCGGUCGAGGUGGAUGUGCCCGCCCCCGAUGCCAAUGACCUCGCCACCGACUUCGAGGAGGCCUCCGAGAAGAGCAUGCGUGUGGUCUCCAUCAAGGUCCGGCACAUCCAGACGGAUCCGGCUCUGUGCGAGCACACCUCGCCCCACCACCCACACCACCCCCAGUGCCACAGCUACUGCAAGCACCAAGGUCACUGGAUUGGACAGUGCAAAAAGAAGACUUGCCAAUGCUUCUCGUAGACAAGCUUCGGCUACCAUUUUUUUUUUUUAACGCUAAAAAAGCCCUUCAAUAUUCUCUCAGCACUUUCUGCAAGUUUUCCAAGAAACUCUCAUGUGUUUACGUUCCAAAUAAAAUGUAUGUUUAUUAAGUAAAAUACGUUUUUAUUCUUGACAGAGUAUAUUAAAGUAUUUUAAAUGACAAACAAUAACCUGCAUACAAGAUUUAUAUGUAUUUAAACAAAACGAGCCAAAUCACGUUUAAUAUAUGUUUAUUUCGAUUUUAUAAAUAAAUGCCUGAAGAAUAUUAUAAUUUUGC